This is a messenger RNA of Neltuma alba, 1204 nucleotides long. Its product is annotated as U-box domain-containing protein 35-like. The record is from RefSeq and is a predicted model, not a curated record. The transcript is spliced from 4 exons. Bases 1 to 954 code for a protein of 317 amino acids. Lineage: Eukaryota; Viridiplantae; Streptophyta; Magnoliopsida; Fabales; Fabaceae.
AUGUCGUCAAAGGAAACGUUAUCCGAUGAUGAAACAGAAAUCUCAUCAAACUGCACCAGUUUUAGCAGUUUCAGAGGGUUCAAGAGAAACCAGCAAGUGUUCGAUGAUGAUGAUGUUAGCCUAGAAACCAACAACGAGAAGGCUACAAGGGAGGUAGAAGAAGAACAAGAAGAAGAAGGUUAUUUGGAAUUGGGCUUGGACUCGGAUUCCGAUUCGGAUUCUUUGUUUGGUAUAGGGAAUAACCCGAAGGAGGAGGGUUUGGAUACGAUAAGAGAAGAAGAUUGUGAGAGUAGUGUGUUCUCUCUGGAUUUUCGGAGCUGGCAGAAGGAUGUUGUGCAUGUGUGUGUGGGCAAGCAUGGUGAUAAGUCGAGCUUGGAAGCACUUUCAUGGACGUUAAAGCACUGGAUCACACCUUUCACAACACUUUGUCUUCUCCAUGUCUUCCCCCUGGUUAGACUCAUUCCUAGUCCCAUGGGAAAACUUCCAAGGAGCCACGUAAACAAGUCCCACAUUAAUCUCUACUUAGACCAACACAAAUGCAACCGGAAACGUCUUCUUCAAAGGUUCAUUGACUUGUGCCUUGCUUCCCAGGUCAAGGUGGAGACAAUGCUUACUGAAGGCGACAACGCGGCCGAAAGUAUUGUGGAUGUCAUCAACAACAUAGGAGUCCAAAAAUUAGUCCUUGGAAUUACCAAAUCUAAUCUCAGGAAAAGUGGGUCUCGCAGAAGAAAAGCAAUGGCAGUUGAGGUAGUGAAGAAAGCACCUGAGAACUGUGACGUGAAGAUCAUAUGCGAAGGAAAGGACGUGAUUUAUGACCUGGUUGGGGCUGCCUCGCCACGUUCCAGCGAAUGUGACACUCCGCUAUCUGGAUCUUCACGGGAAGAAGAUGAAUCUCGUGGCGGUGUUCCCUUCAAGAAGAUGCCCGGGCCCAGAAUUUCUUCUGCAUCCGGAUGAAUCCCACUUUAAGACCGAAAAGAAAUCGUCGGUGGAUCCGGGCUUUAGAUUGUGGAAUUAGACGCGCUAGGGAUUGUCAAAAAGAAAAGUGGAUGUAAUUAUGAACAUGUAGAUAAGAACGUCAAAGAUGAAUCUUGUGGAAAAGCGUAUCAAUUUUGAUAGGUUGAACGGAGACACUCAAAUCAUUCACGGAGGAUCCGUGAUAUACUUUGUUUGCAACGCCGGAACAUCUGUGAAAGCUAAGAUCCGU